Molecule: messenger RNA, 1386 nt
Organism: Syzygium oleosum
Lineage: Eukaryota; Viridiplantae; Streptophyta; Magnoliopsida; Myrtales; Myrtaceae
Product: probable calcium-binding protein CML17
Exons: 1
Coding region: 612-1103 (163 amino acids)
Molecular function (GO): calcium ion binding; enzyme regulator activity
Source: RefSeq, a predicted model, not a curated record
UUGCCGCGUCUUAUGAACUUUCUCUCUGUCCUAGCUGUUGACUUUGCUUUUCUCUCUCUCUUUUUCUUUCUUGUUUUUUUGAUCGUAAACAUUGUUGAUCCAUUCAAAACAAGAACACCGCCGAGUCUUGGACGCAGGAGUGAUCUUCGGUCAAUCCGAUACUACGCCGUGUUCAUCGAUUUAUAAUGCAGCAGCAGCAGCAAGCAAUCACUGGGGUCAUGCUUACUCGAUGACACCACCUCCCGCUUUUGCCGUUUGUAUCCUUCGUUUCGAAUGAUCCCAUGAUUUGGUUUCGUGGGUCGAUGCUAGUUUGGAGCAUCCAUUGAAACACCCGCCGUUUCCUUCCAGCAGACAUCCCAAGAUCCAAGAGAAAGAAAGAUCGUCUGUCCUGGAGGAAGAGAUGAGAAGAGGCGCCAUGCAGGUUUGAUUCUCGAGACAGAAGAUGGGAUCCCAAUAAAUCAAGCGAAACGUCAUUCAGUUCGAGAUACAGGGUUCUUCUUGAUCUGCGACGUCCUUUUCCGUGUUUGUUAGUUGAAAUCUUGACAUAUAUACGUAUAUCUACGCGUUGUAUAGUUGAAGAGAGAAACUUGGAACUGCCCGCCCAUUCCAGCAUGAGCAACAAGGAAUCGGUGAAGCUAGACGACGAGCAGAUCGCCGAGCUGCGCGAGAUCUUCCGCUCCUUCGAUCGGAACAAGGACGGAAGCUUGACGCAGCUCGAGCUCGGGUCGCUCCUCCGGUCGCUCGGCCUGAAACCGAGCCCCGAGCAGCUCGAGGCGCUCAUCCAGAAGGCCGACACCAACAGCAACGGCCUGGUGGAGUUCUCUGAGUUCGUGGCCCUCGUGUUGCCGGAGCUCCUGCCGGCCAAGUCGCCGUACACGGAGGAGCAACUGAAGCAGCUCUUCCGGAUGUUUGACAGGGACGGGAACGGGUUCAUCACGGCAGCCGAGCUGGCUCACUCGAUGGCGAAGCUCGGUCAUGCGCUCACUGCGGAGGAGCUGACGGGAAUGAUCAGGGAGGCUGACACGGAUGGUGAUGGCAGGAUUAGUUUCCAAGAGUUCUCGCAAGCAAUCACAUCAGCCGCCUUUGAUAAUUCCUGGGCUUAAUUAGGAACAUGGAUGCUUUUGCCUCCAGGCUCAAUGGGAUUGUGUGUUGAUUCCUAUUUCAUGCUAGUUAUGUUGUAUCUUUUGCUUUUCUUGAGAUCAUACAGAUGAUCCUACUACUGUGGCAGGUGAGUUUAGAAUGUAGGAUGGAGUAUGAUUUUGGUAUGUCGAAAUCAAGUCCGCUGUGGUUACGAUAGAUGGGAUAAAGUCCGACCAAAUUUUGGCAGAUGAUACGCCGACUUUGCUUGCCCUGAUAUAUAUUGAAAUUCAAAGUUUUAGCACUCAA